Messenger RNA from Arabidopsis lyrata subsp. lyrata, 3115 nucleotides. RefSeq names its product ubiquitin carboxyl-terminal hydrolase 8. The coding region runs from base 131 to 2743 and encodes 870 amino acids. Lineage: Eukaryota; Viridiplantae; Streptophyta; Magnoliopsida; Brassicales; Brassicaceae. The transcript has 13 exons. Gene Ontology annotation, molecular function: cysteine-type deubiquitinase activity. Gene Ontology annotation, biological process: protein deubiquitination. The record is from RefSeq and is a predicted model, not a curated record.
CUCUCUCUUUUGCUUUUUUUUUUUUUUUUUUGUGCCCUGCGUUGUAAGAUGCUGAUGGUCUGAAAAAUAUCAUUCCUCUUCUCUGUCUCUCUGCGAAUCUUGCUCUUUGGCAAACCUGUGCGGAGGAACAAUGAACGGGACAUCGUCCGAGGAAUCUUCCGAUUCAACUCAGCGGAUCGAUUCGUUCAACGGCGAGCAGAGAGUCUACUUCGUCCCCUUGAGGUGGUGGAAAGAUGCCCAAGAUUCAAUGCCUUCUGAAUCAGUUGAUAAAAGAGAGAUCUUGUAUACAGCUACAACUGGGUCGUCUUAUGGAGGCCCUAUGAAGUUGAUAAAUAACAUCUUUAACUCCGAUAUUUUGUUCGAUCUGAGGAGAGAAGGAGAUGCGUUACAGACUGGUGAAACGGGAGAAGCAAGCGUCUCAGGCAGGGACUUUGCUUUGGUCUCAAGUGAAAUGUGGCUGCAGGCACUUAAAUGGCAUCAUGAUGAUAAAAAUACUGAGAGAGGUGUUAAAAGUUUCACGGCUGGAGGAGUUGACAGAGGCGACGUUUAUCCAGUACAACUCAGGCUCUCCGUUUUGCAGGAAACCAAUUCAUUGGCGGUUAAAAUUUGCAAAAAGGACAAUUCAGUUGAAUGUUUCAGAAGAGCAUGCAAGAUAUUCAGUUUGGAUUCUGAGCAGUUGCGCAUUUGGGAUAUUUCUGGCCAAACAACCUUGUUUUUCGAAAGUGAUGUGAGCAAUUCCAAGGACUGUCAACAACAAGCAGAUCAGGAAAUGCUCCUAGAGCUGCAGAUUUAUGGAUUAUCAGACUCCAUCAAAUUGAAGGAAUCGAAAAAGGAAGAUGGUUCCACACAGCAAACUAAUGGGAUUACCAAUGGCAUAAAUGGUGGCACAGUGUUCAGAUUUGGACGGAGUAAUUCUUUGAGCUUUUUGGUAAAAGCUGGAGAAGCUGGAACUUUGGGGUUGACAGGCUUGCAGAAUCUAGGAAACACUUGUUUCAUGAACAGUUCCCUUCAGUGCUUGGCUCACACACCAAAGCUUGUCGACUUCUUUCUUGGAGAGUACAGUAAAGAAAUAAAUCUUGACAACCCAUUGGGAAUGAAAGGUGAGAUCGCCCUAGCUUUUGGUGACUUAUUAAGGAGUCUGUGGGCUCCAGGUUCAUCAACAGUGGCCCCAAGGACAUUUAAAGCAAAACUUGCUCGCUUUGCUCCUCAGUUUAGUGGCUUUAAUCAGCAUGAUUCGCAGGAACUUCUAGCUUUCUUGCUGGAUGGACUCCACGAGGACUUAAACCGUGUAAGGAACAAGCCUUACGUGGAAGCAAAAGAUGGAGAUGGCCGUCCUGACGCGGAAGUGGCUGAUGAAUAUUGGCGAAAUCAUGUUGCUCGCAAUGAUUCAAUAAUUGUUGAUUUGUGCCAAGGCCAAUACAAGUCAACAUUAGUUUGCCCUAUUUGCAAAAAAGUUUCUGUUAUGUUUGAUCCAUUCAUGUACCUAUCGCUACCUUUGCCAUGCACAUCAAUGCGAACAAUGGAUUUAACAGUCAUGAGUGCAGAUGGGAGUAGUUUGCCUAUUCCAUUGACUGUCAAUGUUCCUAAGUUUGGAAAAUUUGAAGAUCUUCAUAAGGCUCUUGUCACUGCAUGCUCGUUACCAGAGGAGGAAACUUUACUGGUUACGGAGGUAUAUAACAAUCGGAUUAUUCGCUUCCUGGAGGAGCCUACUGAUUCAUUAACCUUGAUCAGAGAUGGUGACAAACUUGUCGUGUAUCGGUUAAAGAAAGAUGCAAACAAUUCUCCUUUGAUUGUGUAUAUGCAUCAGAAGCUGGAAGAGCAGUUUAUAUCUGGGAAAUCUAGUCCAACUUGGAAGGCAUUUGGAAUCCCUUUGGUCUCGAGGCUUUGUGAUGUUGAGAAUGGAUCUGAUCUCGAGAACCUGUACCUGAAACUGCUUAGUUCAUUUAAGAUGCCUACUGAAUUCUUCACAGAGAAUCUUGAAAAUCGAACUGAAGAAGAAGCCACUGAUAAAGCAGAUACCGAUGGUACUACUUCAGUUGAGGAUAUAAAUUCCACUGAUGUAAAGGAGACUACUGAAUCUCUUCCAGAUCCUGUGUUGAGGCUUUACCUAACUGACGACAGAGGAAACUCAAUAGAAUCUGAAAUAUUGAAAGAGAAGCCUGUAAAUAAAUCCAAGCGGGUGAAUGUGCUAGCACGUUGGCCAGUAAAAGAUCUUGACGUUUAUGAUACUUGUCUUAUGAGCUCCUUACCUGAGGUUUCCAAAUUUGGAACUAAGAGACCUCAAGAAUCCGUUUCGCUUUUCAAGUGCCUUGAAGCAUUCUUGACGGAAGAGCCUCUUGGUCCUGAUGACAUGUGGUAUUGUCCUGGCUGCAAAGAGCACCGGCAAGCUAUCAAAAAGUUAGAUCUCUGGAGGUUGCCAGAGAUCCUGGUUAUUCAUCUGAAGAGGUUUUCGUAUAGCCGGUUUAUGAAGAACAAGCUGGAGGCCUAUGUGGACUUCCCGCUAGAUGAUCUUGAUCUAUCAAGCUACAUCUCUUACAAGAAUGGUCAGACAACAUAUCGCUACAUGCUCUAUGCGAUCAGCAAUCACUAUGGGAGCAUGGGAGGGGGUCAUUACACUGCAUAUGUUCACCAUGGAGGUGAUCGAUGGUAUGACUUUGAUGAUAGCCAUGUCCACCCAAUCAGCCAAGAAAAGAUCAAGACCUCGGCUGCUUACGUUCUGUUCUACAAACGCCUUGUAGACUAAAGAACCUGAAGCUGAAAAGACAAGAAAGAAGUAUUUGCAUUUUUGCCAGUGUAAGGGGUAGGCUUAUUUAAAAACGCUACAAGAUCAAGAUCAAAGCAGCUGUUUGGUGAGGCUAAUUUACAGGAGAGAGUAGGGAAGAAGAGCAAAAGACCGAGAAGAGAGGACAAUGUUGCGGGGAAUUCAUUUUAUUUUUACAAAAUUGGUUAUCUGAUUAUUUUAUUAACCAUAUUCAAAUUAGAGUAGAAGAAUAGAGAAAGCCCUUUUGUGGGAUAUGGUUCUAAAUUGUUGUGUUCGUGUGUCAGUUUUGGCUCUCAGACCAAAUAAGAUUAAAGAACCAUCUACCUUUUUAACUCAUUUCUCUUCUUUCCAAAA